Molecule: messenger RNA, 1344 nt
Organism: Sparassis crispa
Lineage: Eukaryota; Fungi; Basidiomycota; Agaricomycetes; Polyporales; Sparassidaceae
Exons: 1
Coding region: 1-1344 (447 amino acids)
Molecular function (GO): nucleic acid binding; zinc ion binding
Source: RefSeq, a predicted model, not a curated record
AUGCCUCAAAGUGGACCUCCCGCAGGUGUGCCGGGCAAAGACAUGAGCCUAUUCGCGGGCGAUGGUGAGAGAUCAGUUGGGGGGAGUAGAGGCACGAGGCAGCCAGCCUCGGAAAUAGCGGCCUCUUCGAGCGAGAAGCGGCGCCGCAAUGCGGAAAGGGCUAGCCGGAGAGAGGACGGCGAGGACGACGUGAGCGACGACGAGUCCGUAGACUUCCCUGAAGGAGAAGAGAAUGAUCCAGAGGCGAUCGAGACGCAGCUCGGCGGUGUACCGCAGCCUACGACACCCGAGAAGAGCAUUGACAAUCACACCUUACUGUCCCAGAUCUUAGAAAUGACACCGCAGAGCCAGAAAAUUGCUCUCGCGAUGUGGCAGCAAGGACAUAAGUCCCAGAAGUCAGGGAAGCCCACCAACGCAUGCAUAGAGGGUCCCCCGCUCACAGUCCUCUCCGAAAAGAAGAUCGGACUCUUUUCCGCGCGGAUGGCGCAGCCGCACCCACAACUCGCGGUGCUGCUUGUGAACGGGCACCACUUACCUCUCUCUCUGUGCACCACGGCGACUAUCCAAGACAUCUAUCACAACCCUGAGAAGCUGCACUUUAAGAAGAUGUAUGACCUCCAGGGAACGAAGAAGGAAAUGGUCGAUGUAGAGAGCUGGGCCAAGACCGAGCACAAGAUGCAGCCGGAGGAGUGGCGGGACGCGUGGCGCCAUUUCAUGGGUAUUCUAGAGCGUGUUUGCGACAAGCCCCUCCAGCGGCGUUUUGCUGAGCAUUUCACAUGGCUUUCCGAGCGGGAGGACUUCACGGAAUCUUUCCCGACUGUCCUCGCAUUCGACAUCGACAUUCGACGUGCUUACUUCAUGUCCUCAGCACCAUUCGAAGUGGGAUCCACCGACUAUAAGGAGCAUUUUGUGCAGGUUCAAAUGCGAUCCCUUCGUGAACUCGCAUCACAGGUGGCGGUGGCAGCAGCGGUGCCCAGCCGUGGGCGCUUCGACUACAGACGCUCCCCACCCGAUGCUCCUCCUGAGGCUGCAUCUGCCUCCGAUAAGCCCUUUCGCGGGGGCAGGGCACCCACAUCCGCCGGUGUGCUCUGCCUUAUCUGCGGCGAGAGCGGACACCGGGCAAACGCCUGCGUGCGAACCACAAUGCACAGCGGCAAACCCGUCUUCUCCACCUGGUCUGACAACCGACUCCUCGUCUAUUCAACACGAGCAGAGCUGUGUCUCGGCUGGAAUGUGCAAGGAAAGUCUCCCUGCAAGGGCCGUUUCUGCCCCGGAACAGGUGGACAUCGCUGCUCCUUCUGCGGUUCCAGCGGUCAUACCGCUACGAGUAAGCGGUGCCUCUGA